This is a messenger RNA of Porites evermanni, 2417 nucleotides long. NCBI's taxonomy places the organism in Eukaryota, Metazoa, Cnidaria, Anthozoa, Scleractinia, Poritidae. The record is from the annotation of a GenBank genome assembly.
UCAGCAGAUCGGAAAGAAGCCUUGUCAAGAAAAAAGCGGGCCUCACCACAAAAUUCGCAACAGAAUCGCAUCCAAACCGUUUCUGAAGUAAAACGGAUCAUAAAAGAAGAGCUUCGUUUGCUGCAAAACCAAAUCUGUGCUAAAGAUGAAACAGUUUGUCGAUCAGGACCAAAAGGUAACACUGGACGACGGGGAAAACCAGGAAACCGAGGGAGACCAGGCCCAGAGGGACCUCCUGGUAAACACGGACCAAUAGGAUCUCAAGGACAGAUGGGUUUGAAAGGGGAUCUCGGAGUGCCGGGUCACCCUGGUCCUGCGGGACCUCCAGGCCUGCCGGGCCAGAAAGGCGACAAAGGCGAACCGGGGAAGUCCAUUGCGGCUCCUUCUCUACUGCAGCGACCUGUUGAAACGACUGUUAAUGAAAGUCAGACAGCCAUCUUAAAAUGUGUAGCGGACGGUAAUCCAACUCCAAAGGUCACGUGGUCCAAGCUAAAUACGUCCCUUCCCGCUGGACGUCACAUGAUUACCAGUAGCGCUCUGAUUGUGAAGGACAUUAGACCGGAAGACGAUGGAGUUUACAGAUGUAGAGCUGAAAACUUGUUGGGCAGCAUUAACUCCUCAGCAAAACUAACUGUUCAAUGUAAGAUUGACUACUUUCUUUAAGGUAUUUUGUAAAACUAAAUUAUUGAGCGACAGGAGCUGAUGAAACAAGGACGCAGUCUGUUGACUAAGUAAAACAUUUGACGGGGACGCGCUGUGGCUAGUGUGAGUUUAAGUUUCAGACUAUAACUUUUUUAAUUAGUUAUUGUUAAAAUGAAUAAAUGUCGGGCAAUUUAUCGAAAUUUAGGUUCAGCAUAAGUAGAAGACUACUUUUUGUAAGCCUCAAGAGACUGGACUGAAAACUUGAGCACAGGGCCUAACACCACAAGCUAAACGAGCAGUUAAAGGAGUACAGAUGAAAGGAACGUGCUAUCUCGGUCUGCAACAUAAUGCUAAAUUAAAUUAAAAGUAAAUAAGAUCAUUCAAGGGUCCAGUGCGGAAGCCAAUAACUAGCAAGAGGAAAAUCAGGUUAUUUCUUUAAAGAGGUAGUUGAAAUGUCAGUGCUGAACUGCCAUUUUUAAUCUUGUAAAUCCUAGAAUUUAUGAAACGAGGCAAUUUGCUUCAGAGAUUGAUGUUUAUAGCGGCUAUUUUUACAUUAUAAGAAAAAAUAUAUUUUCGCUUUAGUUGGUCUUCAAUGACAAGUUUUGUUUUUCAAUUUUUUAUUAGCUGAUCCUCAACUUUUCUUAUCAUCCAAUCGACUGAUGGCUGAAGAGAAACAAAAUGUCACUAUCGCUUGCAAUGCUACUGGUCAGCCCAGCCCAAACAUCACGUGGUCAAAAGCCUUUGGUUCUUUGCCUAAAGACAAAGCUAAAGUUAAGAAUGGAACCCUUACAAUCUAUCACGUUGCAAAAUACGAUGGUGGGAUAUACAUGUGCAAAGCAGAAAAUAUUGUUGGACGGGCCAGCGGCACAGUUUUAGUCGUGGUGUUUUCUCCUCUGCGGUUCAAAGUCCGUCCUCCUGAAGAAAUAACUCCGUCAAUUGGUUCAACUCUUCGCCUGCCAUGUGUGGCGGCGAGUGAAUUGAGAACAACAAUUUCUUGGGGAAAAGAUCGCAAAUCAUCACUUCCUGCUGCUUCGUAUGUUCUCACAAAUGGAACACUGCUUUUUAGAAACAUCAAACAAUCACACCAAGGAACUUACAUCUGUAGAGCAACUAAUGCUCUGACGACAAUUGAAGCUAAAGUCAAAAUCAACUCUCCAGUUGUUACUUCCUGUUCUGUGAUAAGAAAAUACGUCAGCAGUGUAAGCGGAAAUUACGUCAUUGAUCCAGAUGGCAAAGGAGGCCAGGCACCAUUUACAGUCUUCUGUGACAUGACUGAUAAGAGUGGAGUUGGCGUGACAAUAAUAAGUCACGACAGUGAAAGCAGAACACAUGUGAGUGGAUAUAACGGUCGAGGUAGUUAUUCGCGUGACAUUCAUUACACGGGGGCGAGUCUGUCUCAGCUGGCGAGUCUCACUAGAGUCUCUUCACACUGUGAACAAUUUAUUAAGUAUGAGUGUUAUGACUCUGUUUUGUUUUCCAGUUAUUAUGGCAGUCCAUUCGGAUGGUGGGUGUCACGUGAUUCUACUAAGAUGACAUACUGGGGUGGAGCAUCUAUCAAUGGUAAGUGCGCAUGCGGGAUGACCAACUCAUGCGCAGACUCCAGGUAUGGUUGUAACUGUGAUAAAAAUGACCUUGUAUGGCGUGAAGACAGCGGUCUGCUGACUGACAAGACAAAGCUUCCUGUCAAACAGCUCAGGUUUGGAAAUGCUUAUGGCGGCAUCACUGAUCAAGGUUACCACACACUGGGGAAACUGAAGUGUUACGGAACAGCAUGA